AUGAACCUAUUUUUUGUUUUCUCGUUUAAUCAUCAAUUGCCCCUUCAGGAUUGUGAUCUGGACGAGAUUCGUGAUGAACUGCCUCCUCAGCAACCUCGAUACAUCCUUAUGAGCUACAAAUUGGUUCAUCCAGAUGGGAGAUUUUCGUUUCCACUGUGCUUGAUCUACUACACCCCGACUGGUUCAAGUCCUGAAGUGCAAAUGCUUUAUGCAGGGAGUAGAAAUUACCUUGCGAGAGAAUGUCAGUUGAAUAAGACCAUCGAACUGAGAGAACCGGAAGAUUUGACCAAAGAAUACUUGGAGUCGUUUUUACUUAUAAAAUAA
Molecule: messenger RNA, 324 nt
Organism: Enterobius vermicularis (human pinworm)
Lineage: Eukaryota; Metazoa; Nematoda; Chromadorea; Rhabditida; Oxyuridae
Source: the annotation of a GenBank genome assembly